AUGCCUCCCAAAAAUCGCAACAAUCGCAACUCGCACCCGCGACCUACGGCGCACCACCACCACGUCCCCUCAGACUACGACACCGACACAGCAUAUGCAACCGACGCCAUGACUUCCCUGGCUCAACCAGCUCCCAUUCCAGCGCGCACAAAUGAAGAGCUGAAUCUUAGUGUACUGCAACGACACGAUCCCUCGGUGCACCAGAUCCUCUCAGUCGCUCCAUUCGCUGUCGUCUACACUUUCAAUCCAGCCUCGUCGAGUUGGGAGAAACAAGGAACUGAGGGCACACUGUUCGUCUGCUCGCUUCUGCCACUGGUAGGAGGUCCGCAGAUUGAACGAUACAGCUGCAUCGUCUUGAAUCGUCGCGGCCUUGAGAAUUUCUCUAGUGAAUUGUUCUCUGCCGAAUCGGUCCAGGUGACGGACGAUUAUGUUAUCCUGCAGGUUGAAGGAGAGGACGGAAGUACAAACAUCUACGGCCUAUGGAUCUUUGCAGAAGAAGGGGGAAGCACGGUACAGACGAGAGUGGUCAAUGCCUUGAUCAUCCAGGAAUGCGCAAAGAGGGCCGAGGACAGCAGAGACGCCGCUGCUGUCACCGAUGUGGAAGAAGAGUAUGUCGAGGAAGAACUGCCACCAUCGCAUCAAGAACAACAACCACAACACCAACCACCGCCCACGAUACACCACGAGCAAACCCCGGAGCCGCAAAGACACGACUACAACCAGCAAUUACCAAACCAACAAGUCAACCUUCUUCAUUUCUUCAAGAACGGCCAACAACAGCAACAACGACCUGCUCUCGCAUCGCCUUUUCAAUCCUACGAUCAGCAGCAGUACUACAACAUGCAACAGCAACAGCAGCUCGAGCAACUGCGCCUCGAUCAACAACGGCAGCAGCAACAGCAGCAGCAGCUCGAGGCCAUGCAGCAACAACAAAUGAACCACAUGAAUGCUCAGCAAUGGCAAAUGGCUCAACAUCAACAACAAUAUGGUGCGCAUGCCCCCACGCCUCCUGGAUUUGCGCCUCCCCAGAAACACUUUCAGCAACAACAGCCCCCUCAGGCUCAUCCUCAGCCACAACCUCAGGCGCAGGCUGAUGUGCUGAUGAAUUUGUUCAACAACGCUAGGCGUGGGUACUAA
Messenger RNA from Aureobasidium uvarum, 1137 nucleotides. Lineage: Eukaryota; Fungi; Ascomycota; Dothideomycetes; Dothideales; Saccotheciaceae. The record is from the annotation of a GenBank genome assembly.